CUAAUUAUGGUUUUCACUUUUCCUUGUAAUCGUUUGAAACUACAAAAAGCUUUCCGCUACAGUGCUACACCAAAUCAUCGUUAUCCUUUGAAACUUAAUAUCGAUUAGCUUUUUAGUUACUACUUAUUGUUUGAGAAAGGGAUCAUAUAUGGCGACCGGUAAUACUGGUAGAGGGCUGAUUAGUACGCUCUUGGCAGUGAUCUCUGUGAUGUAUUUGAUUGUGCUUGGUCUUGCUAGCUGGUCCCUGGACAAAUACAUCAACGGCGAGCAACAUCACCCUCAUCUAGGUGGUAAUCCGGCGACAAGUUUUAUGCUGGUGUUUGCUCUCUUAGCUAGUGUAUUAGGUAUAUCCUCCGUCGUAACUGGUCUGCUCCACCAUCGAGUUUGGCGCAGUGAGACUCUGGGCAGUGCUGCUUCACUUGCUAUCAUAUCCGGGGCCAUUACUGCUCUCACCUUUGGUCUUGCAUGCAAGGAGAUUGCUUUAGGAGGUCAUAGAGGAAGGCGUUUGCAAACCCUGGAGGCAUUUAUAAUGAUAGCUAUGGUGGCACAGUUAUUAUACAUGGGGUUGCUGCAUGUUGGCAUGGUGAAUGCUAGAUACGGCCCUGGUUAUAGUCACCCAUUUGGGAAUCUGCCGUACAGAACUAGUAAUCCUGUGGUUGUUUAA
Messenger RNA from Papaver somniferum (opium poppy), 664 nucleotides. Its product is annotated as membrane protein PM19L-like. The record is from RefSeq and is a predicted model, not a curated record. The transcript is spliced from 4 exons. Lineage: Eukaryota; Viridiplantae; Streptophyta; Magnoliopsida; Ranunculales; Papaveraceae. The coding region runs from base 149 to 664 and encodes 171 amino acids.